Molecule: messenger RNA, 4755 nt
Organism: Manacus vitellinus (golden-collared manakin)
Lineage: Eukaryota; Metazoa; Chordata; Aves; Passeriformes; Pipridae
Product: epiplakin
Exons: 5
Coding region: 1-4755 (1584 amino acids)
Biological process (GO): intermediate filament bundle assembly; wound healing
Cellular component (GO): keratin filament; cytoplasm; cytoskeleton
Molecular function (GO): structural molecule activity; keratin filament binding
Source: RefSeq, a predicted model, not a curated record
AUGGCCACGGGGGGUGUGAUUGCUCCAGGCAGGCACCUCCGUGUCCCCACGGAGACAGCCUGCGAGUGGGGGUACCUGGACGAGCCCACCAGACAGCUCCUCUCCAGCCCUCCCGACCACGUGAAAGGGUUCUUUGACCCCAGCUCCAAGGAAAAGCUGAGCUAUUCGGAGCUGCUCCAGCGCUGCGUCACCGACCCCGGCACGGGGCUCCUGCUGCUGCCGCUCGGUGGGGACGGCGGUGAAGGACCCCAGGGAACCCCCCUCUUCUUCGACCACAGGGCCCAAAUGGCUCUGGAAAACACGCGGGUGCCCAUUUCUGUAGGGAAGUUCAAGGGCAAGUCGGUGUCCCUCUGGAAACUCCUCUUCUCUGACCACAUCCCGGGCGAGCGAAGGGCUGCUCUGGCCCAGCAGUUCCUGUCGGGAGCUCUCUCCACGCAAGGGCUGGGUGAGGCCCUCAGGGCUGCCCUCGAGGAAACGGCUGCCACUGCCAACGUCACCUUCGAGGGCCUGAGGGACCAGGUGACGGCCGACCAGCUCCUGAGCUCGGAAAUUAUCAACAAAGACCUGUUCAAGAAGCUCAAGGAGGGCGAAACGUCGGCCAAAGAAGUCGUGGGCAUGGACACGGUCAGGAAGUACCUGCAGGGCACGGGGAGCAUCGCCGGGCUGCUGCUCCCCGACUCCCAGGAGAAGAUCAGCAUCUACCAGGCAAAGAGGAAAGGACUGCUAAGGCCAGGGACGUCUCUGAUCCUCCUGGAGGCACAGGCUGCCACGGGGUUUGUCAUCGACCCCACUGCCAACAAAAGGUAUUCCGUGGACGAGGCCUUGCGGGCGAACGUCAUCGGCCCGGACGUUUACGACAAGCUGCUGGCUGCGGAGAAAUCGGUCACCGGCUACAGAGACCCCUACUCAGGGAGCAAGAUCUCCCUCUUCCAGGCCAUGCAGAAGGAGCUCAUCGUCAGGGACCACGGGAUCCGCCUGCUCGAGGCCCAGAUCGCCACGGGCGGCAUCAUCGACCCCGUGCACAGCCACCGCAUCCCCGUGGAGGUGGCCUACAAACGGGGCUACUUCGACAAGAAGAUGAAUUUAAUCCUCUCCGACCCCAGCGACGACACCAAGGGCUUCUUCGACCCCAACACCCACGAGAACCUGACCUACCUGCAGCUGAAGGAGAAGUGCAUCACCGAGCCCUCCACCGGGCUCUGCCUCCUCCCUCUGAACAGCAGGAAGCGCCAGUUCAUCGACGAGGCCACCAGGCAGCUGUUCAGGGGCUCCUGGCUGCCCGUCAGGUUCGGGCGCCUGCGGGGGGAGAGGGUCUCUGUGUGGGACCUGCUGAACUCCGAGUACUUCACGUCAGAGCAGAGGAGCGACUUCGUGGAGAGGUUCCGCUCCAAGGAGCUGCCGCUGCAGCAGCUGGUGGCUCUCGUGCUCCGGCUCGUGGGGGACAUGGAGAUGAAGGCCCGGACCCAGAUCUCCCUGGAGGGCCUGCGGGGCAGCGUCCCCGUGGUCUGGCUGCUGGACACUGGCAUCAUUUCUGAGAAGACGUUUGAGGAACUGGCUCAGGGCAUAAGAACCCCCGAGGAAGUGGCUGCCAUGGAGAGCGUGAAGAGGUACCUGCAGGGCACGGGCAGCAUCGCCGGCGUCUUCAUAGAGGCGUCCAAACAGAAGAUGAGCUUCUAUGACGCCAUGAAAAACAACCUCCUCCUCCCUGGGGCUGCUCUGAGGCUGCUCGAGGCUCAGGCAGCCACGGGAUACCUGACUGACCCCGCAACGAACCGGAGGCUCAGCGUGAGGGACGCCGUGAGAGCGGCUGUCGUGGGCGAGGAGCUCACCGAGAAACUCCUCCUCGCCGAGCGGGCCGUGACGGGGUACCCGGAUCCCUACACGGGGAGCUCCAUCUCCCUGUGCCAGGCGCUCAGGAAGGAGCUGAUCCCCCUGGCAGAGGCGGUUCCCUUGCUGGAGGCCCAGCUGGCCACGGGAGGGGUGGUCGAUCCCAUCCACCACCUCCACCUGCCGCUCCAGGCCGCGUGCAGGUACGGCUUCUACGACGAGGGCAUGAACCAAACCCUGUCUCAGCUGAACGACAGCACCAAGGUCUUCUUUGAUCCCAACACCAAGGAGAACGUGACCUACCAGCAGCUGAAGGAGCGGUGCGUCCGCGAUCCUGAGUCGGGGCUGUGGCUCCUCCCGCUGUCGGAGAACUCCAUGUUCUGUGUGGAUGAGCAGACCAUGGAAGUGCUGAAAUCUGUGACCGUCUGCGUCAACGUGGGGCGGUUCAAGGGACAGACGGUGUCUGUCUGGGACCUCCUCAACUCCGAAUACUUCUCAGACAGCAAGAGAAGGGAGCUGGUGCAGAAGUACAAAGAUGAGAAGGCCGAAGUGCUGCAGGAGAUCACAACGAUUAUCACCACGAUCAUCCAGGAGACGGAGGCACAGGGCAAGAAGUUUGCGUUCCAGGGCCUGAGGAAAAGAGUAUCUGCCAGUGACCUCUUCCAGUCCCAACUCAUAGACAAAAAGACCCUCGAUGAGCUCAACCAGGGGAAGAAAACAGUCAAAGAAGUCACUGAGAUGGAGUCUGUCCGCAGGUACCUGGAGGGCAGCAAUUUCAUAGCAGGGGUCCUCAUACAGCCAAGCAACGAGAAGAUGAGCAUCUACCAGGCCAUGUGGAAGGGCAUCCUGAGGCCAGGGACUGCCCUGGUGCUGCUGGAGGCUCAGGCAGCCACCGGCUACAUCAUCGACCCCGAGAAAAACCAGAAGUUUUCCGUGGAGGAAGCGCUAAAGGAGGGUCUGAUCGGAGGGGAGAUCUUUGAAAAGCUGCUCUGCGCAGAGCGGGCCGUGACGGGCUACACCGACCCCUACACCAAAGCCCCGAUGUCCCUGUUCGAAGCCAUGAACCAGGGGCUGAUUGUGAAGAGCCACGGGAUCCGCCUGCUCGAGGCCCAGAUCGCCACCGGCGGCAUCAUCGACCCCGUGCACAGCCACCGCCUGCCCGUGGAGGUGGCCUACAAACGGGGCUACUUCGACCAGGAGAUGAACCAGGUCCUGUCCGACCCCAGCGACGACACCAAGGGCUUCUUCGACCCCAACACCCACGAGAACCUGACCUACAUGCAGCUGCUGGAGAGGUGCGUCCAAGACCCCGAGACCGGGUUGUACAUGCUGCAGGUUGUAAAGGAAGGAGGGAAGUACUUCUACAUCGACGAGUCCACAAAACAGGCUUUGCGCUCCAAGCCCCUCCAGGUGAAGGUUGGGAAGUUCAAGGGCCAAACGGUUUCCGUCUGGGAAGUGCUCUGCUCUCACUACGUCUCGGAGCAGAAGAGGAAAGAGCUGGUGAUGCAGUACAAAAGCAAAACCCUGACCCUGGAAAACCUGAUAUCCCUCAUCCUAAAAAUCAUCGAGGACACGGAGCAAAGAGCAGAAGCCCUCAAGGUCAGAGGACUGCGGGGGGGGGAGGUGUCGGUGUCAGAGCUGUUCAGCUCCGAGAUAAUCGACAGGAAAACCCUGGACCAGCUGCACGAUGGGAGUCUCACACUGGCCGCCCUCACAAAGAGGGACAGCGUCCAAAGGUACCUGGACGGCACCGGGAGCAUCGCCGGGGUUCUUCUCCCACCCAGGAAGGAGAAGAUGAGCAUCUACCAGGCGCUGAAGAGGGGCCUCCUCACAGAGCAGUGUGCGCUGGGGCUGCUGGAGGCACAGGCGGCCACCGGCUUCCUCAUCGACCCCCUGAGCAAGCAGAGGCUCUCGGUGGACGAGGCCGUGGCGUCUGGGCUGGUGGGCAGCGAACUGCGCGAGCCGCUGCUGCUGGCAGAGAAAGCCGUGACGGGAUACACGGAUCCUCAAACGGGAGAUAAAAUAUCCCUCUUCCAGGCCGUGAGGCAGAAGAGAACGGUCAGGGACCACGGCAUCCGCCUGCUCGAGGCCCAGCUCGCCACCGGCGGCAUCGUCGACCCCGCGCACGGCCACCGCCUGCCCCUGGACGUGGCCUAUCGGCGCGGGCACCUGGACGAGGACACGUUCCUCCUGCUCUCGGACCCGGACCACGGCAGCAAAGGCUUCAUAGACCCCAACACUCGCGAGAAGAUCAGCUACAGUCAGCUCCUGCAGAGGUGCGCCAAGGACAGGGAGAGCGGCCUGUUCCUGCUGCAGGACAGAAGUGAUGUCUGGUUCCAGGGAAUCCGCCAACAAAUAACAGCGUCAGAACUGCUCAGUGCCCAGAUAAUUACAGAGGAAACCAUAGAAAAACUCCACGAGGGAAAAGAGACGGCUCAGGAAAUAGCACAGAUGGACAGUGUGAGGAGAUACCUCGAGGGAACCGGAAGCAUCGCCGGCGUGCUGGUGCCCUCCAAGGCCGACCCCGGCAGGAUGGAGAAGAUGAGCAUCUACCAGGCCAUGUGGAAGGGCAUCCUGAGGCAGGGCACGGCCCUGGUGCUGCUGGAGGCGCAGGCGGCCACGAUCUCCCUCUUCCAGGCCAUGCAGAAGGAGCUGAUCGUCAGGGACCACGGCAUCCGCCUGCUCGAGGCCCAGAUCGCCACCGGCGGCAUCAUCGACCCCGUGCACAGCCACCGCCUGCCCGUGGAGGUGGCCUACAAACGGGGCUACUUCGACCAGGAGAUGAACCAGAUCCUGUCCGACCCCACUGACGACACCAAGGGCUUCUUCGACCCCAACACCCACGAGAACCUGACCUACCUGCAGCUGCUGCGCCGCUGCGUCCCCGACCCCGACACGGGGCUUUAUUUCCUUAAAGUUCUUAGAUAA